AUGAUAUCUGAAUUAACAAGGAACGCAGCAAAGGAGCACGGCCAGGUGGUGCCACUCACGGUGUUUGUUGCUGUUUUGUGCCUGUGUUUACUCAUUGGUCACUUGCUUGAAGAAAACCGAUGGGUUAAUGAAUCCAUCACUGCCAUCCUCAUUGUAAUAACUCUCUGCUUUUACGCGGUGCAAAGAUAUGGGCUCUCACACAAUGCUAGUUCACCCAAUUUUCUCUUGCCUAGGAUGCAUUUCUGGAACAUUUAUCUUGGUACUGAGCAAAGGGAAAAGCUCUCACAUCUUAAGGUCAAGAAAAAGCAAUUCUUUCAGAAUUUUAUAACAAUCAUAUUGUUUGGGGUGAUCGGUGUCUUCAUAUCAACCCUCAUUAUCACAAUUGGUUGCUGGUGGCUGUUUCCAAGAUUAGGAUUUGUUGGUCUGACAGCUCGCGACUAUCUUGCUAUAGGAACAAUAUUUUCAUCAACUGACACAGUGUGUACGCUACAGGUUCUUAGUCAAGAUGAGACUCCAUUGCUAUACAGCUUAGUCUUUGGAGAAGGAGUAGUGAAUGAUGCAACAUCAGUUGUUCUCUUUAAUGCUGUUCAAAAGAUGGAUGUAACCAGGUUUAAUGCAUCGCAAGUCCUUCACGUCAUUGGAGAUUUCUUCUACUUUUUCUCAACAAGCACUGCUCUGGGAAUCUCUUCUGGACUUUUGACAGCAUACGUACUUAAAAGAUUAUACUUUGGAAGACAUUCAAGUGUUCGUGAAAUAGCUAUAAUGGUUUUAAUGGCAUAUCUGUCUUACAUGUUGGCUGAGCUGUUAGAACUAAGUGGAAUUCUCACAGUCUUCAUUUGUGGGAUUCUCAUGUCACAUUAUGCAUGGCAUAAUGUGACUGAAAGUUCAAGAAUCACAACCAGGCACGCAUGUAUUUGCAAUGAUGUCCUUUAUAGCAGAAACAUUCAUAUUUCUCUAUGUGGGCAUGGAUGCUCUCGACAUAGAGAAAUGGAAAAUGACGAAGUUGAGGUAAUUGUUUGGUGGGCUGGGUUAAUGAGAGGAGCCGUCUCCAUUGCUUUGGCUUUCAAACAGUUCACGUAUUCUGGAGUUACAUGGGAUCCAGUCAAUGCUACGUUGGUCACCAAUACCAUCAUUGUUGUCCUCUUUACUACAUUGGUGUUUGGUUUUCUUACAAAACCAAUUAUAAAUUACUUGAUCCCCCAACCCUCAAAUAACCAUAACAAGGAUCAGGAACCAAAGUCUCCGAAGGAAGAUAAGACUCUGCCAUUGCUGUCCUUGGAAGAAUCUGCUGCAACCAACAUACUUCGUGCGAAGGAUAGUUUGUCCAGCCUAGUAGAAAGGCCUGUGUAUACUAUACAUUACUACUGGAAGAAGUUCGACGACGCGUAUAUGAGACCAAUAUUUGGGGGACCUAUGAGCAACCGGUCAGAGUGCUAG
Dovyalis caffra is the source of this 1437-nucleotide messenger RNA. NCBI's taxonomy places the organism in Eukaryota, Viridiplantae, Streptophyta, Magnoliopsida, Malpighiales, Salicaceae. The record is from the annotation of a GenBank genome assembly.